Messenger RNA from Penicillium maclennaniae, 1350 nucleotides. RefSeq lists its product as uncharacterized. The coding region runs from base 1 to 1350 and encodes 449 amino acids. The transcript has a single exon. The record is from RefSeq and is a predicted model, not a curated record. Lineage: Eukaryota; Fungi; Ascomycota; Eurotiomycetes; Eurotiales; Aspergillaceae.
AUGGCUGACCCCACAUUUUUCAGAACCCUCUUUGACUCUGUUAACAGAUCCGAAGGGAUCGUUGAGCUAUGGAAUAAUUUGAAAAGUCAAGAGUCACACGAGGCCGAAGAGCAAGAAGAUAUGCAAGAUGGCAUCUGUGAUCUCGUACUCGAAAUUUCCGACCCCGAUGCCUUCAAUAAUGAGUAUGCUCAUCUCAGCGGUCUAGCCGCGCUUCCUAGGCCGGGACGAGUCCACGAGAGAACUUCUGCUGCCCCCAAACAUGAUACAGCUAAACUGGCUGGAAGAGCAGAAGUUUCACUUCGGACAGCUAUGAGGUUCGAUCGAGUCGGUCUGAUCGAAACGGAAGAGGAGGAGCCGGACUGGGACGCUCAGACAGGCCAACCAUUCUUCGCCGGCUGGGAUGCCCUUGUACCGUACCAGCUUCCUGAAUCCCGGAAUAUUGUGCAAGAAGUCGUUGAUAAUCAUCAAGAAAGGUGGGAUAACGCCAAAAUCAAUGUGGAUGCUGGAGUUGGCGGUGGCGGGCUCGAGGGGUUCUUUGGGAUUAUCCAUGGCUGGUUUCACCCUACAGAGUGGAUCAGUCUCUAUCGUGCGAAAACUCGCAACAUCUACGCCUGGGCCGGACGAAAUGCAUCUAACUCUGAAGACUCUGCUACUUUGGCUAGUCUUGAGAGCCAAUUGUUCGAUAUAACCAAGUACCGCGGCACUUCUGAAUACAUGACCGUCCUGACUUAUGGUGAGAGUUAUUAUGGCGUCGCCACGCUCUUGAGAGUUUCACUAAAACCUCAAGAAGAAUUGGCUUUAAUUCUUGAGCCGCUUGCAAUGAUGAAGGAUGUCCCCAAGCAGGUCCUUCAGAUCAUGCAGGGAGGGGUGUCUUCAAUCAUCAAGCUCGUACAAAGAGGCGACAAAAUAAGAUGUAUUGAGACGGGAGGACAGGACUAUGCGGCCCCAGCUCUAAUCACUACUGUUGGCACGACUCGGAGAGGGAAAAUGUUCAAAGUUCCUUGGGAUAUCGGUGAUGGUUGGAGGCACGCUCUAGGAAUCCAACAUGAUCAAGCAAAGGAGAAGAAUGGCAUUGUUGCCACUAUUCCGCAGAUGAUGGCCCUGUUACAUCUAAAAGGAUCCGGCCUUCAUGAUUUGGAAUCUUCUCCUAUGGAAGGGUUCUCGGUCCCCCUAGAAGCUAAUCCUCACAAGGACGACAAUGACCAAUUGGCACCUCGCUGGGAAAUUCGUCGGGGCCUUAAAAUUUUGCAUGGGCCACAACGAGAAGGGCACUUUGGUAACAAGGUUACCGUUGCGGUUAUCUUCCCUCAAGACAGCCUGUGGGCACGUGAAAAGGUACUUUGGGCAUAA